GUGCCGCAGCCAUGGCGGAGCGCGUCGAGCAGCGGCUGGAGGACCGCGUGCCGGAGCUGGAGCAGUUGGAGCGGGUCGGCCUCUUCACGCACGAGGAGAUCAGGGCUGUCUUGAAGAAGGCCACGGCUCUGGAGUACAAAAUACAGCGGAGAGCCCUUCGGAAGGAGGAUUUUAUCAAUUAUAUCCAGUAUGAAAUUAAUCUCCUGGAACUGAUCAAGAAAAGAAGAGCGCGCACCGGGUACUCAUUUAAGAAGGAUGAAAUUGAGAGCUCUAUUAUGCAUAGGGUCCACAGCCUCUUCAAACGUGCCACUGGAAAAUGGAAAGAAGAUGUCCAGCUUUGGCUGUCACACGUUGCGUUUUGCAAGCAGUGGAAUGCAAAACAUCAGCUUAGUAAGGUGUUUUCUACCAUGUUGGCCAUUCAUCCCAAUAAACCAGCACUGUGGAUUAUGGCAGCAAAAUGGGAAAUGGAAACACGCCUCUCCUCAGAAAGUGCUAGGCACUUGUUCCUGCGUGCUUUGCGCUUCCAUCCAGAGUGUCCAAAACUUUACCAAGAGUAUUUCAGGAUGGAACUGAUGAAUGCGGAAAAACAGAGAAAGGAAAAGAAAGAACUUGAACGAGCAAAAAUGAACGUGGAGGAAUUCAAUUAUUCUGAGAAGAUUCUUAAUGGGGAAAUGGCUCACAUAAUCUACAGGGAUGCUGUUCAGAAAAUUAAAGGUGUUGAGUUCCGUCUGGCUCUGCUUUCUAUUGCGAAGCUCUUCGAUUUUACACACGAUUUGCAAAAAGAAAUUCUUGAAAGUUUGCAGGCUGAAUAUGCUGAUAAUCCUCUGAUGUGGGACUACAUGGCCCGUCGAGAGCUGGAGCUGGGAUCCUUGCAGUCCACAGAACCCACCACAAAACAGAUGAAAGUGUCUGAAAUGACCCAGAGAGAGGAACGUUGCAGUGCAGUCUUUGAAGAGGCUGUGACAGCAGUCCCCACAGAGGACAUGUGGAAAUGCUACAUCACUUUCUGCUUAGAGAGAUGUAACAGGAAAACCAACAGUGAAGAAUUAAAGCAAAAGAGGCUGGAGAGGACACUGAGUGUGUUCAGCAAAGCCCAUGAGUCCAGUUUGCUGCCAGAAGCUCUCUAUAAGCAGUGGCUUAAACUGUUACUGGAGUCCAGCCUUUCUCAGAAGGCUGCAGAGGUGGCAGAAGCUGCAACGAAGCGUUUCAGCCCGUCAGUGGAAAUGUGGCAGAUGAGGCUGCAGGUGCUGAUCCAGUUGAAGAGUGACAGUGUGACCCAAUGUUUUGAAGAAGCCUUUAAGCAUGUGAAAGGAUCUAAGGGCACUUUACCAUUAUGGAUCCUCUGGGUGGAAUGGAGUGAAGUCGCAAAUAGCAAGGAAGACACAGAAGCUCUGUACCAGAAGUCCUUACAUGCCAUAGCUCCUGCUGAAUCUGUGACUAUGAAAGAAAAGUAUCUUGACUGGGCUUAUAGGAAUGGUGGUUAUAAGAAAGUAAGAAGAGUCUUUACCAGCCUGUAUGAAAGUCGUCCGCUUUCGCUUGACUUCUUCAGGAAGAUGAUUGAGAUAGAAAAGGAGCAAGAAUCAUGCAAAAUGCUUCAUCUGAGAGAAUACUAUGAACGUGCUUUGAGAGAGUUUGGUUCAGCGGAUUCUGAUCUCUGGCUGGAAUAUAUCAAGGAGGAGCUAAGUCAUCCCCAGGGCAAACCAGAAAACUCUGGGAGUAUUCACUGGCGAGCUAUGAAGAUGUUACAGGGAGAUCAGGUGGAAGACUUCAUUUCCAAAUACACUUUAUUGCAAACUGGACACUUAUGAAAAACUGAAAAUAAUUACAGCACAACAUUGUGGAUUUUUUUUAAAAACUUGUGUAGAAAGGUAAAUAUGUUCUUUGUCAUAUUAAAGUGCACUUUCUUACUGCAUGUGUGAAAAGAA
Molecule: messenger RNA, 1925 nt
Organism: Meleagris gallopavo (turkey)
Lineage: Eukaryota; Metazoa; Chordata; Aves; Galliformes; Phasianidae
Gene: UTP6
Product: UTP6 small subunit processome component
Biological process (GO): maturation of SSU-rRNA from tricistronic rRNA transcript (SSU-rRNA, 5.8S rRNA, LSU-rRNA)
Cellular component (GO): Pwp2p-containing subcomplex of 90S preribosome; small-subunit processome
Molecular function (GO): snoRNA binding; protein binding
Source: RefSeq, a predicted model, not a curated record